Messenger RNA from Ostrea edulis (European flat oyster), 1866 nucleotides. Its product is annotated as alpha-2-macroglobulin receptor-associated protein-like. Gene Ontology annotation, molecular function: heparin binding; low-density lipoprotein particle receptor binding; receptor antagonist activity. Gene Ontology annotation, cellular component: endomembrane system; endoplasmic reticulum. Bases 86 to 1081 code for a protein of 331 amino acids. The transcript is spliced from 7 exons. NCBI's taxonomy places the organism in Eukaryota, Metazoa, Mollusca, Bivalvia, Ostreida, Ostreidae. Gene Ontology annotation, biological process: regulation of receptor-mediated endocytosis. The record is from RefSeq and is a predicted model, not a curated record.
UCUGUACUUUCACUUUGUGAGCUAUGCAUGAUUGAUACAUAGAUCUAUGCACGUGUGGUGACAAUUAGAGAUCAGGAAAGAAAGCAUGUUGAGUUGGUUCAACUUAAAAAUAGAAACAUUUUAUGUAUUAUUUGCGGGUUAUAUAUGUGUAGAAACGACAUUAAAAGAUGCCGAACGACCUUUCAGGAUACUCAAAGUGAAUCAAAUAUGGGAAAAAGCGCAGAAGCUUCAUUCAGGACCAAAGUUAGCUGAUCUCUAUGCAGAUUUGAAAAUUCAAGACAAAGUAGAAUUAGAACUUAAAAAGUUAAAAGCAGAGGAUAUGGAUAAAGAUGGAAUGAAAGAGGCAGAAGUACGGAGAAGGUUAAUAGAUCUAUUAGAGAAGUACGACAUGAAAAACGUAGUCUCUGUACCACAACCUCCUGAUAUGAGUAAUGAAAUACCGGAGACGUUCGAGCACCAACUGAGGGACAAAAAGCUUCAAAAACUCUGGAAGAGAGCAGAGUUUGCUGGAUUUUCAGAAUGGGAGUUGGACAAACUUAAAGAAGAAUUUCUACAUCAUCAAAUGAAGGUGGAGGAAUACAACUCACUACAGGAAGAUUUCAGUGUCAGGGAUGAUUACAUUGAUAAUUCAAUUGAUGUGGAGCGAAAUAAAGUGAAAUACAUGGACAAGAAAAAGAAGCAGCUAGAGUUGAAAAUGAUGUACAAGGAUUUAAAGACAGACUAUGACAAACUGGAGGGAAUGGCUGCAGCUGUAAAUGUACAGGACAAGUCAUUCCAGGACCCUCGAGUUUAUGAGCUGUGGGCACUCGCCCAAAGAGCCAAAAUGUCCCCCAGUGAAUUGGAUUCAUUUAAGAAAGAGCUUCAGCAUUUUGAACACAGACUACAAAAGCAUGAAUACUAUCAAGAUCAACUAAGGAUUUCGGACGAGGCAUUGCAGAUUAAUUACAAAGAUGGGGAAGUCCCAGAUAAGCACGUUCAGCUGGAACAGAUGGCCAGUGACUAUGGAAAGAAGGUGGAGAAAUAUCAUGCAGACCUGAAAUACCGAAUUAACAAGGCACUGAAACAGCACACUGAACUGUGAAAAGGGUCCAGCUCAUUCCAGUCAGACAGAAUUCACAAACAGCAAGUUGGUGAAUGAGGAAAUAAAUGAUCAGUUGUCAUGUAGCAGUGAAGAGAAGCAAACUGAAAAUUAAUAGUGAUAGAGUUUGAAGAUAAAUCAAUAAGCCAUUACUCUAGAUUCUCUGUUUUAUGCGAGUGCUUAUAUCAUGAAACGACUCGUAGACAUAUUGUGAGCACAUGACUUUGUUAGUGGUCUUUUGAUCAAGAGUCAAGCAAAUGAUCUUAUAUCAUGGAUGGUGCAUCUCGCUAGAUUACGAGAUAAUCAACUCUUCUCAGAUAUUUAGGAAUUGAUCUAAGGUAUUUCAAUCUGAAACAGAAAUUUUGUUGUGCAGUCAUCAAAAAGAGAAAAGAGCAAUUUACCAGUGGACUGCUUUUGUGAAAUUUCACAGAGAAAACAAAUAACUUCAUCUCUUCAAGGUGUAAAUGGAUGAACUUGCUUUUGUUAAGAAAAACUGAACAAAAUUCUACUGGAGAACUGUAUUAUUGAAGAAACAUAUCUAUAUUGAUGAUAAUGUGAGAAAUUUUUGCAUAUUUAGUUUGUGAAUCUCAAUUUUUCCUCAAUGUGUGAAAUGAAGAAAUUGAAUAUUAAAUAAAAUAAUGUAUAUAUUUUUGGACAUGGAUUCAUCUUUCUUAUGCCAUUUUUAAAAACUUUUAUAACAAUUGUAAAUGUACCAAUAUUAACGAUGUAUUGUUAUUAUUAGGUCUCCCACAUUUUUGCCCCCACAUUAAAAAUGUUGGAAUCCUAUA